AAUUGGAAGCCGUCUUGACAGCCGUCUUUCAGCCCAACACACCCACACUACUUUGGUCAACCAAUUCGCGGGAGUUGUCACAGCUGGACCGGUCGUCUGUUUGAAACUAGAUUAACACCAUAAACGGGAGAAGGGCAACCAUGUCUGAGAGAAAGGCAGUGAUCAAAAAUGCCGACAUGUCGGAGGACAUGCAGCAGGACGCCGUUGAGUGUGCUACGCAGGCCCUGGAGAAGUACAACAUCGAGAAAGACAUAGCUGCAUACAUCAAAAAGGAGUUUGACAAGAAAUACAAUCCAACCUGGCACUGCAUUGUUGGGAGGAACUUUGGCAGCUACGUGACUCAUGAGACCAAGCAUUUCAUCUACUUCUACUUGGGUCAGGUGGCCAUUCUGCUGUUCAAGUCCGGCUGAGGGAAUGCAUUUCCUGCCCCCAGUUGACCAUACAGUACUGACUGAUUCAACAAAGGCACUUAUCAUUCCUUGGCAAGGGGCCGCUGCCUUUUUUCUGUGCUGCUUUCUACUUGUUCGGUUGAGGAUGAAAAUGUGGCCAUGUUAAAGAUUUAAAAACAUUUGUUUGUGUUGUUACAUUAGAUGUCAUUUUUUAAAUUAAAACAUAGCCGUUGAGCUGCCUGGGUAA
Messenger RNA from Pungitius pungitius (ninespine stickleback), 636 nucleotides. RefSeq names its product dynein, light chain, LC8-type 1 (gene dynll1). The record is from RefSeq and is a predicted model, not a curated record. Lineage: Eukaryota; Metazoa; Chordata; Actinopteri; Perciformes; Gasterosteidae. The coding region runs from base 141 to 410 and encodes 89 amino acids. Gene Ontology annotation, cellular component: cytoplasmic dynein complex. The transcript is spliced from 3 exons. Gene Ontology annotation, biological process: microtubule-based process. Gene Ontology annotation, molecular function: dynein intermediate chain binding.